AUGUCUUUAAGGGAAAGUGACGAAGCAGAAGAGGAAUUCUUAGAGGAAACUGUGACACUAAAACCUGUAAACGAGGAAGACAAGGAAGGCUCUUUUAUAGUUGCAACUUUUAUGGGUGGGAAGCGUGGUAGAACUGCUUUUAGGGAAGAACAGUCACAAGACGACACAAUAGAUGAAGAUGAGCAGAGAAAGUUUGAAAGGGAAAUGCUACAAUGGCACGACCAACAGCCUAAACUAAACAGGUCGGGUGCCAUAAAGCACUCGACACUUGUAGGGGAAGAAAUGAAUACAAGAGAAGAAGAAGAGAAAGAGGAGGAAGAGGAAGAAGAGGAAGACCCCUCGGUGAAAAUCCUGGAAGCGAAAGCUUUCACAGAACGUCACGAAGAAAAAACGGAAGAAGAAAAGGGAGGAACUUGGGAAGAUAUAGAGGAGAGUGUCUUAACAGCCUUCUUGUUCGACGAAGAUGACAGAAGAGAAAUGCAGCAAAUGAAAAAAAGAAAAGGGGACAGCCUGGAGAUACAGGAAAAAUUCAAAAAAGAGAAACUUGAAGAAAGCAAAAAAUAUCCAGAAGAAACCGACAGGGAAAAGGUCCAACGGAAAAUGAAACAAAUACUUGAUAUACUUAAUACAGAAGGCCCAAUAGAGGACGAAAGAAUAAGAAUGAAAAAACUCGUAGGGAAAAUCAACUUUAUACAAAACCGAAAAAUUAGCCCAAAUCAAACAACACAAGGGGAGGAGAAAAAUAUGAGAUGCGAACAAUGUAAAAUUAAGAUCGAGCAAGAGAGACAAAGAAAAGAAACAGAAAAAAAUAAUAGGAAUUGUAAACAAGGGGGGAGGCAUAGACACCUUUAG
This is a messenger RNA of Diabrotica virgifera virgifera (western corn rootworm), 852 nucleotides long. RefSeq lists its product as uncharacterized. NCBI's taxonomy places the organism in Eukaryota, Metazoa, Arthropoda, Insecta, Coleoptera, Chrysomelidae. The record is from RefSeq and is a predicted model, not a curated record. Bases 1 to 852 code for a protein of 283 amino acids. The transcript is spliced from 2 exons.